AUGAUGGGGUACAUAAAAAGAAGGGAGAAACAGAAACAAAACCCCGAGGACGCCGUUGAAAGGCCUUUUUUAGGCGGACAAUUCCUGCAUCACCCAACAUAUACCACUUCACCACCAUUCGACCCAGCCGAUCAUAUUAGAGUGAGCUCUUUCUAUGAACUUGAUCACUCCAAGUUGCCUUAUAAAACCCCUGAUGAACUCAACAAAAUCCGGGUUGUCAUGGUGAAUGAAAAGACCAGAAUGAGAGUUUCCCUGAGGUUUCCAAGCAUCUAUUCUCUAAGAUCUUACUUCAAUGAGAGUGAACAUACUAAUGAUAAAGACUCGAAGAAGAAACUUCCAUCAUUCGAUGAGAAGUACAUUGUAGGAUCAGAAGAUGCAGCAGAAGCUCUUUAUAGGAGAAUCUCUGCUCAAGAAAUUGCAGACAAGAGUAGCUCAUGGAGUUUCUGGGUGCUUACAAAUCCUUUGGCUUCGCCUCGAAAGGUGUCAGACCCACCUAGAACAAGUACUCAUGUUAAUGUUGGUGCAAGAAAAUUGUCUCUCAUCUCUGAACUUAAGGGAACCGGUAUGGUUAACUGGGGUCAGCGCCGGCAGGUCAGGUUCUUGGCUAAACACGUAGAGGAUAAAGGUGAAAUAGCGGCUGUAUCGAAUGGCUUAAUUAAAGGCGAAGAAGAGAUAGACAGUGAUGGUGGUGAUGAUACAGGGGAGGAGGAGGAGGAGGUUAAGGUAGUAGUAGAUAAGUCGAGUGAGGCUAAAAGGAAAUUACGUAAGAGAAAAUGUCAAGGUGGGUCUGGAAAAAAAUCAUCACCAAAGAAGAAAAGGCCUAAAUGUGAAAAGAAGAAUCAGAUGGUGGUCUAUAAGCAAAAGAAGAACAAAGUCAUAAAAAAUUCUAUUAAUAGAUGGUCUGCUGAGAGGUAUAAAUUGGCCGAGGAUAACAUGUUGAAAGUAAUGAAAGAGCAGAAUGCUGUGUUUCGAAACCCAAUUCUAAGGCCAGAAUUGAGAGCUGAGGCACGGAAGUUGAUUGGGGAUACUGGGCUGUUAGACCAUUUGUUGAAGCAUAUGGCAGGGAAGGUGGCUCCAGGAGGUGAAGAGAGAUUCAGGAGGAGGCAUAAUGCAGAUGGGGCAAUGGAGUAUUGGCUGGAGAAAGCUAAUUUGGUUGAUAUUAGGAAAGAGGCUGGUGUUCAGGAUCCUUACUGGACUCCUCCGCCAGGUUGGAAACCUGGCGAUAAUCCUACUCAGGAUCCUGUAUGUGCUAGAGAGAUCAAGGAGCUUCGAGAGGAAAUUGAUAAAGUUAGAAGGGAGAUGGUGGAGCUGAUGUCCAAAAAACAUGGGAAGGAACUAGCAAUUGUGGCAGUACCUAAUUCUUCUCGUACAGGUCAGGACAUGGAGCAUGGCAGCUUAUUAAUUCCACUGGAGGAAAUGUACAUUGAUUUGGUGAAUAAGAAGGUAAAAAUGGAGGAACAACUAAUGGAAAUUUCACAAUCUUUGUGUGGGAUGGAGGAUGAAUUGGUGGCUUGUGAUUUGAUUGUCGACCUUACUGUACAACGGGGAGGCCUGGAAGAAAUGGAGAAACUAAAAACCAGAGUUGAAAAGUCAAACAGAAAUGAAUCAACAGAAAGGCCAGCUUUAUUAACGGGAUCAACAGAGUCGACCACUCCAGCUCCAGCAGGAACUGGAAGAAAGGGGAAAGAAGGAAUGCAUCUGGAAAAAGAAGCGAUUGUUUUAUGGGAAUCUGCACAAGAACAGCGGAAGUCAUCAGGAGGCAACAUACAGCCAACAACAGAAUCACUAGCACCAACAGAGGAGAGGGCAGCAAAGAUAGAAAGACUGAAAAGUGGGUUUAGGAUAUGCAAGCCUGUGGGAAGUUUCCUGUGGCCUGAUAUGACUACCUCAACCCCACGCCCUCAGACUGUGGUCCAACCGGAAGACCUCAAUAUUGCAGUGCAAACACCUCCCUCUGUGUCAUCCACUCCACCAAAACAACCUCACCCCCUCUUUGCUCCUCCCUCUCUAACCCAUGGACCACGCCGUACUUCGCAUGUGAAGCCAUUAGCCGAGAGAAGGCUUGUCACCAUUCCUCGAUCCAAAGCCGACGUCAGAACUCCAGUUACUUGUCCUUCCCUUCAUCAAAUCACUUCCGCCGCCCAGUAUGAGAAUAGCAGCAUUUCCACUUCUACUACCAUCACCACCACUGCCAAAAUCCCUCUGAUCAACCUCAAUGAGCCACUGAAUACCAAUCAGAUUGAUGAUUAUGGAUUAUUUUGUGGGUCUGAGUAUCAUGCUCAAACCUCCUCUUACCCUGUCACUUACCAAAGAAGACAUCAUCAAAAUGCGACCACUACUAUUGCCAUGCCAAGUCUAUGUUUGGGACCCACAAAGAAAGAGAUGAUGAGCGAAUGGGAGGAAGGUGAUCAAAGAAAAGGAAUGAUAAGGUACCGUGAGCAGCAGCAAAGGAGAUGCGCCUCUGCCUCAUCCAUCGAAUCUUCUUCCUUGUCAAUGGAGACUUGGCUGGCUCUGGCUACUCCUAAGCCUUCCGUGGAGCACAAAUCUUAA
Molecule: messenger RNA, 2550 nt
Organism: Dovyalis caffra
Lineage: Eukaryota; Viridiplantae; Streptophyta; Magnoliopsida; Malpighiales; Salicaceae
Source: the annotation of a GenBank genome assembly